Spirodela intermedia is the source of this 5037-nucleotide messenger RNA. Lineage: Eukaryota; Viridiplantae; Streptophyta; Magnoliopsida; Alismatales; Araceae. The record is from the annotation of a GenBank genome assembly.
AUGGCCAGCGACCUCGGAGCCGCGCCUGAGGCGGGUCCCCCGGAUGGCAAGAUGGCGGCCAUGGCACCGUUCGCCACGGACGAGCUGGAGCCGUCCUUUGAGCGGACUCGCAUCCGGUCUAUAGUGACAGCCGUUGACGUCGCGGCGCUGGCAGGGAAGAAGAUGGUGGUUGGGGGCUGGGUGAGGACGGGGCGAGAGCAGGGGAAAGGAUCAUUUGCUUUCCUAGAGCUCAACGACGGGUCGUGCCUAGCGAAUUUGCAGGUGAUCGUGGACGCUGCUGUACACCCGCUGGCGCAGCUGACGCCGACGGGCACCUGCGUGGUAAUUGAGGGCGUGUUGAAACGACCUCCUGAGGGGGUUAAGCAGAGCCUAGAGUUGCGAGCGGAGCGGAUCCUGGAGGUUGGUCCCUGUGAUCCGGGCAAGUACCCUCUGCCCAAGACUCGUCUCACCCUUGAGUUCCUAAGGGAUUGGGUCCACCUUCGGGCUCGAACCAAUACGGUAAGACUGUGUUCUCUGUUCUUCUUCAUAUUCAUCACGAUUGUAGUCAAUUUAGGGUCAUUUUUGUCUUCGUGCUGCUUCCACUCUUGUGUUGCUCUAGUUGAAUAAAAUUUCUCGAGAGAGUUUUCGAGAAUUGUUAUUACUACUGUGAUUUGCCAUUGCAACUUUCCUGAAGUGAGAUUGGUUACAUGUCAUUGACUGGUUGAACGGUAGAUUGCAUUUUCAUAUGCUGGUAACGAUUGCCACGGUGGUGACGGGUUUCAAGUUUGAAUGGUAGUUGUUUGCAUUAUAGUGGUGUGCUUUGAUUGACAAUUUUUAGUCACAAAGCUUGUUCCUUGAAACAAAAGUAUAUGCAUACCUGAUCGUGCGUAGUUAACUGUGUCAUUGUGGUAUCCGCUGUUCGACUUCAAGUAUUUCUUUACAUUGUGUCCUUUGUACGCUUCAUUAGACUAGCUCAGUAUUUUUGACAUUUAUGUACAUCAUUACUUUAUAUUACUAAAUAAUUUGAGGGUAAUUUAAUUCUGUCUCCAGAUAUCGGCAGUUGCUCGAAUCCGGGAUGAGCUUGCUUAUGCUACUCAUACAUUCUUUCGUGAGAAUGGAUUUCGUUACAUACACACUCCUAUAAUCACAACCAGUGAUUGUGAGGGUGCCGGGGAAAUGUUUCAGGUCACUACGUUGUUUAGUGAUGCAGAAAAGGUGGAGAAGGAGUUGAAGGAAAACCCACCUCCAUCUGAAUCUGACAUUGAAUCAGCUAAGCUUAUUGUGAAAGAGAAAGGAGAGGCAGUUGCACAUUUGAAGUCUAUUAAAGCCAGUAAGAGCGAAAUCACUGCUUCUGUAACUGAACUGACGAAGGCUAAGGAAAAUCUUUCAAGAUUAGAAGAGAGGUUCAAGCUUAAGCCUGGUAUUCCCCAGAAGGAUGGAAAAACUGAUUAUGCACUUGAUUUUUUUGGGCGGCAGGCAUUUCUAACAGUUUCAGGCCAGCUUCAGGUGGAAACAUAUGCCUGUGCCCUUGGUAAUGUUUAUACAUUUGGUCCAACAUUUCGUGCAGAACACUCCCACACAUCACGACAUCUGGCUGAAUUUUGGAUGGUUGAACCUGAGAUAGCAUUUGCCAACUUGGAGGUAAGAUCUGUGAACUAUUUUUGGUAUAUCCUAGAAUUCUUCCUCAGUGCUGGUUACUUUCACAGUUCAAUAAUUUCUGACGUAUAUUUUUUUACAGGAUGACAUGAACUACGCAGAGAGUUAUGUCAAAUUCCUUUGUCAAUGGUUGCUCGACCAUUCUCUUGAGGACAUGGAAUUUAUGGCGAAGAAUUACGAUAAAACUGCCAUUGAACGUCUAAAGCUAGUAGCAUCGAGUCCAUUUGUUCGAAUUUCUUACACAAAAGCUGUUGAGCUUCUUGAGAAUGUGACUGACAAAAAGUUUGAGAAUCCAGUUUCGUGGGGCAUUGAUCUAGCAUCGGAGCAUGAGAGGUAGGUAAUAAAAAUUAGGGACGUAAAUAGACAUGAAACAGGUGGGAGCAAUUGCCUCUCAUGUGAAACAGAUAGGCGCAUAGCUUUUCAAUAAUUACCAAUGAUCAUAAUUUUCGUGGAUGAUCAUUGAGCUGUGUUUUUGGACUUCUAGGUUAUGAUUGAUUUUUUAGUCCUAAUCAGAAAAUUCCUAGAAACUUCUAGGAAUUUUCAGCUUUUUUGGUAACAAAAAAGUAAAUAGUGAAAGAGAGAAUUCAAGAGGCCUGUAGUGAUUGUAAUAAUAAUAAACAUAAUAAUAACGACCAACCAGCUAUUCACUGGACUCACAUGGCGCUUUUUUCCUGUUGCUUAUUCGAAUUUGAUAUUGGGAAUUGGAUUAAUUUGACACUCUUCUGACAAUGGUGGAUGACUUAAUAAAUAAAAAAUUAUGUAUUUUUAGGAAUUAUAUCUGAAAGAAUUUGUGGAUUUGUUAUUGUGCCAUAUGUAUCCAAUUCCAGCAAUUGCUGGAAGGGGAGACCCAUUUUCCAAACGUUGCUUGUAUGUUUGAGAUACAAUCAUAAUAUUUUAAUGUCUAGAUCUAUGCACAUCUCUUUACAUGUCUAUUCUUACUUCUUUUUCAUGUCUGAAAUAUUGCCCCUCUUUUUUUUUUGUUUGAAAAAAGGUACCUAACAGAGGUGAUAUUUAAGAAACCUGUGAUUGUUUACAAUUAUCCUAAAGGCAUUAAGGCAUUUUACAUGAGGCUUAAUGAUGAUGGUAAAACAGUAGCUGCUAUGGAUGUGCUUGUGCCCAAGGUAUGCUCACCUUUCAUUUUGACUAGGGAUUUUGAAUUUUAAACAUUUCUUAGUUAAAGCUGCUCCGGGGAUUGUAGCUUUCAAGAAAGGGACAAUAGCCUACGUAGUGGUUCAAGACUUUUCUUACAGUUACCUAUGUCUUGCCCACUGCAGGUAGGAGAGCUGAUUGGAGGGAGCCAGAGGGAGGAGAGACUUGAUGUCCUUCAGCAACGGUAUAUCUUAUUUGACUGUUAUUUUUCGAACGUAAAUGUCAUGUAGCUCCUAAUUAUCUGUUAGCUAUUCUCUGUAAAGUUGGAUCAUUUCAUUACAUCAUUUUUUUCUAAUACUAGUGUUUGAAGCAUUACCUCUCAGUUUUUUAGCUUCGCCAAUUCUAAGCAGCUGAGAACUUAAAGCCGUAGGAUUUCAAAAUGAGAACAUUGUCAUCCAUGUGCAUUUGAUAUUACUUGAUCGCUCUUAUCUAUCUUAUACUGUCGGACAUGGUGGUGGGUAUCAGGUGCACUCUUAUCAGGUAGCUAUCCUAUUUAGUCCCAAAGCUCGUGAAGAUGCCUCAUUUCCAAGGUUGUAGUUAGCAGAAUUGUUUUUUUGGAUUCUGAUGAUCACGGAACACACAGUUCAGUUUUUAGUUCACUUUUAAAUAUUCUAUAAUUUAGUAAAUAAAUAUAACUGUAUUUAAAAAGUUAGGCAAGGCUACUGAUUAUUUUAUAUUUUACGACAUGUAAUAUAAUUCUAGACUGAGGUCAACUAGUCAGAUCAUUAUGUUUUAUUUUAUUAAAUAUCUCGUGAAUUUGAAAUAAUACUCUUUUAAGUAGAUAUCAAGGGUAAAAUGAUGUAUACCGGUUAUUCUGGUCCAAUAUUAUUUUUAUAAAAAAAUAUUUUCCUACUGAUUACAAGUAUUUACGAAAAACAGUUGGAAACAUACUUCAAUCUUUUUACAUAUUUCGAAAUAAAUAUUUUAAAGGCUUGGACAUCAUUCGUAAUAUCGUCUACAAUUCGAAAUAACUAUUUUUGAAGUAAUACUCUUUUAAAGACUCUUCCAAGUCCUUGUGUUUCAUAAACAGGUGUCUUUUGCCUGGCCCCUUUCUUCCUUCGCAACUGAUUUGUCAACAUAUUCGUUUUUUGCAUAACUCAUAUUUAAGAAUUCUAGCUUUCUUAUUAUCAGUCUGGCUCUUGAAUUCUACUGCUGCUGGUUCAUGUAUUUAUGCGCUAUGGAUUUGUUUAUUAUGGCCGAUAUCAUCACUUUCCUUCUGUCUUUUGCAAGGAAACUUUUCUUGUAUUGUGUUCGAAGUGUUUGGAUGUUGCACCUUGACUUUCAUGUGCAUCUUUUGCCAUCAUUACGAAUAGUAAUGAUUGUGUAAUGUAUGGAUGUGAGAAAGUCUCAGGCAGGGAAUUUGGAAUAGUGGGAUCCUCAUCCUGAAUGGGAUUGGGCUUUGCCAUUCCCCGCUUCUUUUCUUUUCUUUUUGAUCAGGGUUCCAAUCACCUCGAUUGCGCUUGUAUUAUUUUUUGGUCAGCCAAUUUCUGCAUCGAGUCGACCUAUAGUUUGUCCAACUUUAGACUAACUCGUAGCUGAUCCGACUAGUUCUAUGGCCCAAUUAGUAGUAGCCUUUAUGGGGCUAUCUCCAGAAUUGAUGCUUAUCUAUGAUCUCCUAACUGCUGACACAUCCUCCCAGAUUGGACCAUAGAAACCUUGUCUUUCUGGUCAUAAGCCUUAAUACAUGCGCCUGUAGCAUAUGCUAUGGCAGGUCUUGUGGAAAAAAAAACCAUGUGGUGCAGACACCAGCUUUCGGCGUAGCUGAAUAAAUGUAUAGGCCGUUUGACUUUAUCCGUGGCGAACUGGACAAAACAAAGUUAUCCGAUCUUGCAUAUAUUUUUCAGAAGAUCAUGCUUCUAUCGUUGACUCUUUUUCGCUUGGACGCCAGACAUUGUAAUCUGGGACAAGAUGCCUGGUGAUUUCUGGUGGUUGACAUCCUUUCUUUUUGGAAGGGGGGGGUCGGUUGUUCUAAAUAUCCUGCUGAACUAGCCGCGGUUAUCAACUAAAUCUACCAAUUUCUGGAGAGCUAUCCUCACGAUUUGCUGAUGGUCAUCGCACCACGCUUGCAGGAUAUUGGACUCGGGUUUGCCAAUCGAACCCUACGAAUGGUACCUUGAGCUGCGUCGGUAUGGGACGGUGAAGCACUGUGGAUUUGGCCUCGGCUUUGAGCGGAUGAUCCUCUUCGCCACAGGUCUGGACAACAUCAGGGACGUGAUACCCUUCCCCCGAUACCCAGGCCGGGCGGACCUGUAG